Molecule: messenger RNA, 2516 nt
Organism: Danio aesculapii
Lineage: Eukaryota; Metazoa; Chordata; Actinopteri; Cypriniformes; Danionidae
Product: pancreatic secretory granule membrane major glycoprotein GP2-like
Biological process (GO): neutrophil migration
Cellular component (GO): cell surface; apical plasma membrane
Source: RefSeq, a predicted model, not a curated record
AUGCAUUGGAUGGCUGGUACAGACUCCUCCAUGAACGGAUUGAGUGCUCAGAUGCCUGAAUGGUGUGCCUCUUAUAUGACAUGUGGAGGAUUUACUGCUCUGUGGCUUCAUGGAUCUCAUCCUCGACUAGAAGAUGGAGUUGUUACUCGUGAAAUUUACGGCUCCCGUAAUGAUCAGAGCAGUCGCUACAGAUCUGACCCAAUCCUCAAAGCUUGUCCUGGAGAUUAUUAUGUCUACAAGUUUACCAGGCCGUCUCUUUUAACCCCAGCUCCUGUAUAUUGUGCAGCACCUUUCACCACCCCAAGUGUUGACCCCUGCUCCAACUAUAACAGUUUGAUGAAACUUGGAGAUCCAUUAAUAGCUCUUUCUUGUGAUUACAAAAACCAUGUGUGUGAUCAUUAUGACUGGAAUGGCUGGUACAGGCUGUUCUACAAUGGUCAAAAUGCUCAGAUGCCAGAAUCAUGUGUGAAUCAGUACAUGUGUGGUGCAAUUUAUCCAAUGUGGCUCAAUGGAUCUCAUCCUCAAUCAAAGCCUGUCCUGGUCAUUACUAUGUGUAUGAGCUUGUCAGGCAACGGAUUUGUUCAGUUUACUGUGGCUGCUCCCCCUGUUGACCCCUGCUACAACUACUUCAUCCUGGAUGACCCAUGGAGAGCCACCAGCAAUCAAUAUUCCUCUCAGUUAAUGUGUGACAGUGGGGUGAGCUGGAGCGGCUGGUACCGUCUCUUCAUUAAUGGUCAGAGUGUUCAGAUGCCAGACACAUGUGUUGAUGAGUACAGCUGCGGCACUCAUGCUCCACUGUGGCUGAGCGGAGGACAUCCAACACUUGAGGAUGGAGUGGUCUCUCGCAAUGUCUGCGCUCACUGGAGCAACAACUGCUGCUAUUUCCAGUCCAAUCCCAUUCAAGUCAAAGCCUGUCCUGGAGGUUUUUAUGUCUAUGAGUUUGUGAGGCCGACCACCUGCAAUUUAGCAUACUGUGCAGAUGUGAGGUUUAACACUAGCUACACAACUGACACACCAGAGACGACCACAACAGAAACUACAGCUGAAACCAGAACAAUAACAUCUGAUGUCAGAAACCCCUGUUCUGAACUCAACUGCUCCAAAGAGGAAAGGUGUGGGAUGAAAAAUGGUGUUUAUGGCUGUUUAUGUAACAAAGGCCACCAAAAACAGCGAGCACCUCAAGACUCCUUUGAUUUCAAUGAGACCUGUGAGAGCAGCUCUGGCUCCAUGUCUGUGUCUCGCUGUCAGCUUUUUGAAGCUGGUUUUUCAGCUGAGCACUUACACCUCAAUGACCCCAGCUGCAGAGGAACCGUCCAGAACGGCAAAGUGGAGUUUAACUUCGACAACGAUCAACACAUCUGUGGCACAAAUCUUGUGGCCAACGGCAGCCACUUCAUCUACAGUAACUAUAUUGUGGGGACGCCGGGAACAGAAGGUCUCAUCAGCAGAGUGAGAAUCCUGAAGCUUUCUUUCAGCUGUGUUUAUCCUCAAACACAAACACUUUCCAUGAACAUGGAGAUCAACCCACUGCAGAGCACCGUGCACAAGGUCCUCCCCUCUGGUGAAGGGGUUUAUCAGGUGCGGAUGGUCCCGUAUGUGGAUGAAGAGUUCACUCAGCCCUUCACUGGUAGAGUGGAUGCAGAGCUGGACCAGGAGAUGCAUGUGGAGGUUGGUGUUGAGGGGGUCGACAGCCGCCAGUUUGCCCUGGUGAUGGACACGUGUUGGGCUACACCUGUAAAUGACCCUGAUUACAGUCUUCGCUGGGAUCUCAUUAGUGAAGGGUGUCCCAAUCCUGAGGACGACACAGUGAAGCUGCUGCAGAACGGCGUCUCCACAAGCAGCCGUUUCUCCUUCAGGAUGUUCAUCUUCACUGCAAACUCCACUAAGCUUUACCUGCACUGUGCUGUUCACCUUUGCCUUCUGUCCAGUGAACAAUGCUCAACGAGCUGUGACUCUGGACAGCAGCGGAGAGAGCGCAGGGCUCUGGAUCUCCAUGACAGUGCUUCACUAUCUAUGGGUCCUCUAGUGUGGUCUGGAGGAAACACAGAUGUUCAGUUUCUCCCAGACCAAGUGAAGGUUUCUGAGGCUUCUUGUCUGUGUGCUUCUCUGGUGCUGUUGUUCAUUCCUCUGAUGAGUCUCUUUACUCUUUCUUAGUUUAUUGACACAGAAAGUGCAACAUUUAGUUUGGAUCAUUUUAAUGGAUGUGGAACUGGUUGUGGUAUUUCUUUAUUUCAUAAAUAUAAUUUCAUGGGGCUCAGCAAUUUACUUGACAUACUAUUUUACACUGAUUUAACACACUGUGUUAUUGUUUGGGUGUACCUGUUAUAGUUCUGUAACAUCUUUUUUUUUUUUUUUUUUUUUUAAUACACCUUUAAGUUUAAAAAAUCUAAUUAAAGAAAUUGUGUAGAGAAAACAUUGUGUGUUUAACAGAUGAUUCAGGCAUUUAUUAUAAGGUGUAUAGGGUUAUAAUGAUUCAAAAAAUAAAUAAAGCAUAAAUAAAUAAAUAUAUUCUAUGA